Venturia canescens is the source of this 1427-nucleotide messenger RNA. RefSeq lists its product as uncharacterized. The coding region runs from base 350 to 1063 and encodes 237 amino acids. The transcript has 3 exons. The record is from RefSeq and is a predicted model, not a curated record. Lineage: Eukaryota; Metazoa; Arthropoda; Insecta; Hymenoptera; Ichneumonidae.
UUUUCCAAUGAUUCGUCGCACAACCACACGAGGCUGUCUGAAUCUAAAUAAUUUGUCGAUUAAUUCAGAAGGUGUACGUCAACGUUACUUUUAGAAUUGUGAAGAGCAUUGAGGAACAAAAAAGAGGAGAAAGCGAAUCAAGAAAAAGCAAGUCUCAGUGAGCCGAGGUUUGCAGGGCUGUUGGAAGGAAGGAACUCGAGUGUGCUGCGCAUGCCCCUACGAUUUAAUCCGAAGCUGCGAUACGAUUACUGCCGAAGUAUUUGCUCAGAUCAGCUGAUGAGUUAUCAUGGGAUCGCAGGAUAACAUUGUUCGAAAUUUUUAAACGCCAGGGCCGAAGGUCGCCGAUAACAUGGUAGCUAAAAAUAUUGAGGAUGGUUUCGGAUCGGCAGCGCUUCAGAACACUAGCACAGAAUACGCCGAGGUUAUUAUUCAACAUCGAAUGCGUGCAAUCGAGGCGUCGUUAAGCAACUGUUUGAUGCAAGUCGAAUCUUUGAAGGAGGACUAUGAAUGCUUGGAGAGUAAAAUCGAUUCACUGAAAGACACAGUUGCCAGCAUAGCUAACGUACGAAAUGUUUCACACGCGGGCCAAGUGGUGCUCUCCGGUAUACCACCGGAUUGUACACUAUCCCCGGAAACUAUUCUCAAGAAGGUUUUCGAGGCUCUCGAUAUUGGUGAACGGUCGACGGAUAUUAUAACGAUGAGGAUAAUGGUCAAACGUGGAAAAAAUCAAACCGAGCAGUCUCAAGAACCGUUCAGGGCUCCCUGUGUCGCCUUACUCGUUUCUGACAUAGUGCGUGAUUACGUUUUGGAGAAACGGCGUGCGAAGAAAAACUUUGUUUGGUCACAAGUACUCGAAGAUUGUUCGCCUGCCUUUGGCCAAUCGACUGUCUACCUGAAUGAGAUGUUGCCUCCUUCGACCUAUCGAUUAUUCCGUCAAGCCAAACGCAACAUGGCGCAAUUGGGUUAUUCGUAUGUAUGGCAUAAGAACGGACACGUCUAUGCGAAGAAAUCUCACGGUCAACCGCGAAUCAUUUUGAAGUCGAUCGAAGAUAUGGUCCCUUGAGGAGGACCAACUUAAAAAAUAUCGUUUCCGAUCAGAGAUCGGUGCUGCGAGUGCUACAAAGAUAUGUAGAAUCCACAUUUUUUCUUAUUUCUUGCAGGCAAUGUUUAACUGAUUUUAUGGCAUACCAUUUGAUCACUGCGUUUAUAUUUGUCGAUGAAUAUGGCGUGCGAUAUAAUAACGAGUCCGAAACUCUCGAGUGAAUUUAUUCAAUUUGAUGAGUUUGAAACUUUAUCGUUCAUUCUUUGAUUUAAUCGAUCUGAAAAAUGAAUUAUUUUUAUAAUGAAUACAAAUUUAUUUUUUAUAUUAAUUACUGAAUCCAUCGACACGUAUUUUUCCAUAAAUAUUUCCAUAAAUCACUUUUGGU